Messenger RNA from Puccinia triticina, 513 nucleotides. RefSeq lists its product as uncharacterized. The record is from RefSeq and is a predicted model, not a curated record. Bases 1 to 513 code for a protein of 170 amino acids. The transcript has a single exon. Lineage: Eukaryota; Fungi; Basidiomycota; Pucciniomycetes; Pucciniales; Pucciniaceae.
AUGCGUUCCGUGAUCGUUGUUCCUGUCUCUCUCGCACUCUUGCAGAGCGCUUCAGCAUCCCCUCUCCCCUACACUACCGUUCCCUUUAACAGGAAUCCAACAAACCAAGGCCAAGACUAUACUUAUAAAACCAUCCCGGUCGACAGUCACACUCAUGACUACAACUACACGCCAGAUAUGAUUGAAGCAAUGCCUAUCCCCGUCAGGAAUGACAACGGAUUUUCUCGUGAUUCUUAUGACGCAUUGAAGAACGACUUGCCCGGUCAAUACCCUGGGACGGCUGGUCAGAUGCCCGCUCCUAUUAGCAACGACUUUCCGCGCGACUAUCCUCUCAAUUCUACCUACGGAAAUGGAAACAACUCUCCUGGACCCGAUCGUACCUUCGGCUACCCCACUUCAUCUGACAGCGGUGUUUCAGUCCCUAUGACUGAUGGAUGGCGUGCAAAUACACCUCCCCAUGGAUUUGGGCCGAUGGUUCAAAAAGAAAAGAAAGGAGUACAUAUUUCUAUCUGA